Molecule: messenger RNA, 1634 nt
Organism: Aphidius gifuensis
Lineage: Eukaryota; Metazoa; Arthropoda; Insecta; Hymenoptera; Braconidae
Product: stabilizer of axonemal microtubules 1-like
Exons: 11
Coding region: 96-1634 (512 amino acids)
Biological process (GO): microtubule anchoring
Cellular component (GO): axonemal microtubule; sperm flagellum; ciliary basal body
Molecular function (GO): microtubule binding
Source: RefSeq, a predicted model, not a curated record
UGUUGGAUUUUUUUUAAUUUUUUCUAUUUAUUUUAUAUUAAUCAAAAUUCAUUGCCAAGUAUUGAGGAUAUUAAAUUUAUUUUUAUUUAAAUAAUAUGGAAAUUUGUCCGCCAGUAACGAUCAGAGAGAAUGAUUGUCCGAGGUCAAUAAUUACAAUUAAAAAUAAAAUUCGCCUAGGUCACGAUGAAUGUUGCAAUUGCUGUUGUUGCACAACACCGCAAUCAAAAUGCCUCAAGUAUAUACAACCAGAUGUUCCAAAAUCUUUUAAACCAGUUCGAUACUAUUCAAAAGGCGAUGUACCAAUGGAAAAAAAAACGACAUAUAAACUUUCAUUUUGGGAGGGUGAUAGUUUUCCAGUAGUAAAACCAGCAUUACCCGAAGAUUCUCUAACUGUUGGUGAUGGUCCAAUGACUGAUGACACAACCCAUCGACUGAGUUAUUUGGGUAAUUGGUGUAUAAAACCAGAAGAACCAUGUACACCAUGUACUAAAAAUUUAUUAGGUAGAGGUCCAAUGGAAGAUAACACAACAAAUAAAUUAUCAUACACAUGGAAAAGUCAACCAAAAGUAAAACCUUUUAAACUUCGUGGUAAUUUAUAUUGUCCUUGUGCUUGUAUGUCAGAUGAUACAACGUAUAAAUUAAGUUACUACGAGUCAGGAUGUCGUAUGCCAGUAAAUUCAUUUAAACCAUCAAGAGUUUAUGAAAAAAGUGAUGUACCAAUGGAAGGUUGUACAACAUAUAAAUUAAGCUAUUGGCCAACUGAGAUACCACUUAAACAAGAUUUACCAUGGAGUAGAAAAAAUUCAUACAAACCACCAGAUAGUCCAAUUGAUGAUAAUACAACAUAUAAAUUAAGUUAUUGGCCAAAUAAACAACCAGUUAGAAAACCAUUUAAUUUACGUGAUAAUGGUAAUUUAUUAAAUCGUGGAUGUUGUUUUGAUGAUAAUACAACUUAUAAUUUAAGUUAUUAUGGUUGUGGAAGUGAAAAAAGACAACCAAUAAUACCUACACCAUCAAUGCAUCCACCAACAUGUCCAUUGUCACAUGACACUAUUCACAAAAUGAGUUAUUUGGGUAAUUGGUGUCCUAAAACUGAAGAACCAUUUACACCAUGUACUAAAAAUUUAUUGGGAAGAGGACCAAUGGAAGAUGAGACAACAAAUAAGCUAACAUACACAUGGAAAACAAGUGAUGAAAGUGCACCAUUUCAUCCAGAAGAUAAUCUUGAAUUUUCCAUUCAGCCACUUGAAUCUUGCACGACACAUAAAUUAUCAUACUUUCCAAAUGAUCCAAGUUGUAUUAUUAAAAAUCAAUCAUUUAAACCAAUGAGAGUGUAUAAACCAGCUGAUGCACCAAUGGAAGAUGAGACAACAAUGAAGUUGAGUUAUCAGCCAGUUGAAAAAGUUAUUCAACCAAGUAAACCAUGGUCAAAUAGCCAGAAAUAUUAUCCACCAUUGACACCAAUUGAUGAUGAAACAACCUACAAUUUAAGCUUUAUUCCACCUGGAACACUUCAAGAAGUUUGUUCGUCAACUGAACAAACAUCUUCUAAGACUUGUGAUGCAACAUGUCAUUCAACUGAAUCAUUAAGUUCAGUUGCUAGACCUUGUAAUUCAUGCUGUGAUUCUUCAUGA